This is a messenger RNA of Salvelinus namaycush (lake trout), 339 nucleotides long. RefSeq names its product guanylin-like. The transcript has 3 exons. Gene Ontology annotation, molecular function: guanylate cyclase activator activity. The record is from RefSeq and is a predicted model, not a curated record. The coding region runs from base 1 to 339 and encodes 112 amino acids. Gene Ontology annotation, cellular component: extracellular region. NCBI's taxonomy places the organism in Eukaryota, Metazoa, Chordata, Actinopteri, Salmoniformes, Salmonidae.
AUGAAAACCAUUCUCUCCAUUGCUCUUGUGCUCCUGGCUCUCUAUCUGGUCUCUGAAGCCCAUGCAGUCCAAGUCAAAGUGCAGGAGGGCGACUUUGUUUUCUCACUGGAAUCAGUAAAGAAGCUCCAAGAACUGACAGAGAGCAGCAGUGUAAACGGGAAGCAGAAUCCUCAUCUCGCCAGCACCAGCUUUGCUUCCGUCUGUGCUAACCCCUCCCUGCCACAGGAGUUCAUGCCCCUGUGCAUGCAGAGAGGGGCCAGCAUGUCUCUCUCAAGACUAGCUACUGUGCCUAUAGACGUCUGUGAGAUCUGUGCCUUUGUUGCCUGCACAGGCUGUUAG